Hordeum vulgare subsp. vulgare (domesticated barley) is the source of this 2017-nucleotide messenger RNA. Its product is annotated as U-box domain-containing protein 25. Bases 542 to 1639 code for a protein of 365 amino acids. The record is from RefSeq and is a predicted model, not a curated record. Lineage: Eukaryota; Viridiplantae; Streptophyta; Magnoliopsida; Poales; Poaceae. The transcript has a single exon.
CCCCAUGCACCCAGCUCUAGCCCCGCCCACCCCGCCAACCGGUGGGGGCUCCGCCACUGCGCCGCCGCACAUGCUCCCGGGAUCGCAUCAUCGAUCGGAUCGUUUCGCUUGUUCCCCUCCCCGCCCGGUGAAAAGAAAACGCGCGCCGCUCCUCCGGCCUCGCCACUGCACUGCGCCGCUCGUUUUCACCGCGCCGUUGACACCUCCUUUUAACCCGGCAUGCAUGCGGUGACCGUGACGCCCGCCUCGGUCACCCGCUGUUAAGUGGCCGCCUGCGCCUCGACAGCGCGCACAGGCGGACCGCGAGGCCGCAUUCAACUCGCCUGGGCCACCACCGCGCUCGCCACCACCUUAUCACCCGGCCCGGCCGCCCCGAGAGCUCCACACCCACCUCCAACUCUCGCCGACAGACAGACGCAACCAACCCUCCCGCACAGCCCUGCGCGUGUCCGCUCCGCUCCCACCGCUGGCAUAUACGUGGCGCUGCUGGUGCUGCGGUUGCCGUUGCCGUUGCCGUUGCGCGGAGCCGGAGCGGGAGGAGAUGAGCCGCGGCGCGCACCGGGAGAUGCCGGCCGGGGGCGGGGGCGGGGGAGUGGGGCCGAAGCUCAAGGCGACGCCGCGGGCGCUCUUCUCCUGCGGCAUCUUCAGCACCUGCACGCACCCGGCGCUCAGCCCCACGGCCACGCCUAACAACAAUGGCGCGGCUGGGAAUGGUGGGGUGAAGGGUGGUGGUGGUGGUGGCGGCGGCUCGGCCACGCCCUGUGGCGACGCUUCGCCGGCGCUGGUGGAGGCGGCCGCGGCUUCCGCGGUGCCGUCGCCGGUGCAGUGGCAUCGUCAGAAGCAGGUGGUGCACGGGGGUAACGCUAAUGGCAGCAACGGCGCUGGGCCGUCAUCGUCUUCCUCAUCCUCGUCGAGCUCCGCGUCGCAGAGCUUCACACAGUGGCGGCUGCCGGUGCACCACCCGCCGCACGCGGCCUCGUCGGCGUCCGCGGCGGGGGCAGGAGCGGCCAGCCACGCGGUGGCGGGCAGCACAGAGGAGAAGUUCGCGGCGGGCGAGGUGGUGGCCGCGCUGCGUGCGGUGGAGCGGGACAUGGAGGACACAGAAACGUCAAAGACGGUGCCGCCUGGCGUUGUUGCCGGGGUGGUGGCAGCGGUGCGGGAGCCGGCGACGGCGAGGCUGGCGGCGAAGGUGCUGCUGGUGGUGCUCCUGGAGGAGGCCAACCGUGAGGCGGCAGUUGAGGCCGGCGCGGCAUCGGCGGCCGUGGAGGCAGUGGCAGCUUCGGGGCCCGCGGGCGCGACUGCGGAGCGCGCGCUGGCGGCACUGGAGCUGCUCUGCACGGCGGCGGGCGGCACCGCGGCGGUUCGCAGGGAGGCCCUGGCCGCGCCCGUGCUGGCUCGCGCCGUGGAGGGCAUGGCCGGGCGCGGCCGCGAGUGCGCCAUCGGCGUGCUGGCGGCCAUCUACGGGAGCGAGGAGGCCGCGGACGCGUCCCCGCCACCCCCGGAGGUGGUGAAGGCGGUGGUGGGCGCGAUGCAGGGCGAGUGCAGCGCCCGCGGGCGGCGCAAGGGCGCCCAGCUCCUCCGCGCGCUCCAGGAGGGCGGCCGCCUCGGCCUCGCCUGGGACGGCGUAGGCGGCUCCUGAUGAAGUGAUGAGCAACCCGCCCGCCGGCCGGCCGCCUCGGUGUCGGCCUCACUCCACUCCACUCCACUAGACUGUAGCUCGACUAGAAUGGGACCCCACUGGCAGCGGCGGACGGCGGAUCAUUCGCGGACUGGAUCUGAUUCGCUGUGGCAACAACCAUGGUUGAUUACUUACAUUAGCGAGAGAUAGAUGAUAAUGGAAUGAAGGGCCCCUCCCAGGCAAGCAUUGCAAGGGUGUCCGUCCGUCAGUCACCUCUGUACUGGUACUAGUGUAGGGUCCGAUGAUCUCGUCUCAUCUCAUCUCAUCUUGAUUUGUAUUUGUAGUGGUGCCGACUAUAUAUUCAUCCAUCAAUGAGAUGAGAUCUGUCUGUCCCAAGAA